CGUUCAGGCCAUCUUCCCGACCCCAGAUCCCGCCGCUCUGAAGGACCGACGAAUGGAGAACCUAGUGGCCUACGCCCGAAAAGUGGAGGGAGACAUGUACGAGUCGGCCAACAGUAGAGCGGAGUACUAUCACUUGCUGGCCGAGAAGAUCUAUAAGAUCCAGAAGGAGCUGGAGGAGAAGCGGCGGACGCGGCUCCAGAAGCAGGGCAUCGGCAUCGGCCUGGGUCCGCCCCCCGUUGGCCUUCCUCCAAACGGUCCGCUCCCUGACCCAUCAAUGGUUCGACCCCCUGGACCAAAUCAGAUGGUCAACAGAAUGCAAGUCCCAGGAAUGAAUCAGUUCAGUCAGAUGGGGAUGCAGUCGAUGGGCCAGAGGUCUCCUCUCCCCAUGGGAACGUCUGGCAACCAGAUGGGAAUGGUGGGUCCACGGAUGGGGCAGCCGAAUGUGAACCAGCUGCAGAACCAGUAUCUGACCCAGGGUCAGUUUCCUGGAUCAGGACCAGGAGUCGGAGCAGCUCAGAGCGGGAUGGCUCAACCUGGAGCUCAGGCAGGGCUGGGACAGACGCAGAUGGGCACCCCGGUUUCGAGUCCUCUCGCUCAGCCCGGUUCAGUCGGGGGUCCCGGCAGCGUCUCCUCUGUGGGGCCUCUGGGUCCUCAGAGCGUAGGAGCGUCCUCCAUGACUCCAUCGAACUCAAACCAGCAGCCCAGCUCCCUCCCUCACCUGGCAGCCAUGCGCAGCUCGCCCUCCCCGGCCCACAGCCGCUCCCCCACUCCUCACCAGACCCCCCCCAGACACCCCGGGUCCCAGACGCCGCAGCCGCACACCCCCAACGCCCUGGGGCCCCCUUCAGCCCCCCCACAGAGCCAGGGCCCGGCCUCCAACAAGCCCCUCCAGCAGCAGCAGCAGCAGCAGCAGCAGCAGCAGCACAUGGGCUCCUCGGGCUCCACCACUCCCUCUCAUCCGGGGUUAGGAUCCAGCUCAACGCCUCACGGGUCUCAGCUGCCACGCACUCCGUUGUCCCAGAAGGGUUCAUUCCACACAGACAAUCAGGCGCUGACCCCGGCCUCCGUCAGCAGCUUGGACGCUUCCUCCCAGCAGCCGCAGUCCAACGCUUCCACCGCCAACCACGACUCCAAGAUGGAGAUCAAGCAGCAGCAGCAGGACGAGGAGGAGGAGGAGAGCGACAGUGGCAGCUGCUCCAAGGGAGGGAAGCUCAGCAACAUGAAAACUGAGGAGAAGCCUGUGAAGCUGGAGGUGAAAAAGGAGGAGUGCUCCGGAGAGGGAGGCAAAGGGCUUCCCAUGGAAUCAUCAUCGACGACUAAAACGACGACGACGAUGGUGAGCGUUAAGACGGAAGAUAGGAAACCGGAAAUAAAGACGGAGGUGAAGGAUGAAGAGGAGACGUCGGAUUCAGCUUCAGCUCAGACUGCAGCCAAAAAGAAGAGUGAGUUUCCCUUCUGA
This is a messenger RNA of Notothenia coriiceps (black rockcod), 1459 nucleotides long. RefSeq names its product histone acetyltransferase p300-like. Lineage: Eukaryota; Metazoa; Chordata; Actinopteri; Perciformes; Nototheniidae. Gene Ontology annotation, molecular function: histone acetyltransferase activity; transcription coactivator activity; chromatin DNA binding. Gene Ontology annotation, cellular component: histone acetyltransferase complex; transcription regulator complex. The annotation marks the transcript as partial. The transcript is spliced from 7 exons. Gene Ontology annotation, biological process: positive regulation of transcription by RNA polymerase II. The record is from RefSeq and is a predicted model, not a curated record.